Molecule: messenger RNA, 1940 nt
Organism: Daucus carota subsp. sativus
Lineage: Eukaryota; Viridiplantae; Streptophyta; Magnoliopsida; Apiales; Apiaceae
Product: cholesterol 22-monohydroxylase CYP90B51
Exons: 8
Coding region: 289-1791 (500 amino acids)
Biological process (GO): sterol metabolic process
Molecular function (GO): heme binding; monooxygenase activity; iron ion binding
Source: RefSeq, a predicted model, not a curated record
AUUGCAAAAGUAGAAGGGCAUGCUUUCAGUAAAUGCAAGAGGACUGUAGGUGGAGAAGCCUAUAAAUGCAGCUUAAUUACAGAGGAGCUUUUUCAUUAACUUGUCAUUUCUUUCAAACUCCUGCUUAGUACUAAAAGAUUUGCAAGAAUACAGAGCUCUCUCUUUCCUACAGAUCUCAAACAAAAGCCAAGUAGAUAUCUGCUGAUAUUAUCAAUUUCAGGUUACAAACUUACAAUCACUGACCAUUUGAAGAGAGCUAGUUUAGUUAUCUAGCUCACUUCUUCCGUCAUGUCUGACUUGCAGUUUUUUCUCUAUCUUUUCCUCACAAUUUCAACUCUAGUUUUGCUCAAACUUCUUAGAAGAAAACAAACCACUCUGAAUCUUCCUCCUGGCAGCAUGGGAUGGCCAUUUAUCGGCGAAACCAUGGGUUAUUUCAAACCUUACUCUGCCACCACCAUUGGAGCCUUCAUGGAGCAACACAUAGGAAGGUAUGGUAAAAUUUUCAAGUCAAAUUUGUUUGGCGGGCCAACAAUAGUGUCAGCAGAUGCAGGUUUCAAUAGAUUCAUACUACAGAAUGAAGGAAAGUUGUUUGAAUGCAGCUAUCCAAGUAGUAUUGGUGGGAUUCUUGGCAAGUGGUCAAUGUUGGUUUUAGUAGGAGACAUGCAUAGAGAUAUGAGAGCCAUCUCCCUCAAUUUCUUGAGCAAUGCAAGGCUUAAAACUAAAUUAUUGAAGGAGGUCGAAGCUCAUUCUUUGUUUGUGCUCAAUUCUUGGAAAGACAACUCUGCUUUCUGUGCUCAGGAUGAAGCAAAGAGGUUUACAUUCAAUUUGAUGGCUAAACAUAUAAUGAGCCUGGACCCUGGGGAAGAUGAAACCGAGAAGCUGAAGAAAGAAUAUAUUACUUUCAUGAAAGGGGUGGUCUCUCUUCCUCUUAAUUUCCCUGGAACUGCUUACAGAAGGGCUCUGCAAUCGAGAUCAACUAUACUAAACUUCAUAGAGAAGAAAAUGGAAGAGAGAAUGAAAGAGAUGGAUGAAGGAAGGCUAAACAAAGUGGAUGGUGUGGGAGAUGAUGAUGACCUGCUUGGAUGGGUUUUGAAGCACUCAAGCCUUGUUAAGGAGCAAAUUCUUGACUUAGUUCUAAGUUUGCUAUUUGCUGGCCAUGAAACUUCUUCUGUUUCCAUUGCAUUGGCCAUCUAUUUCUUGCAGGCUUCUCCUCAUACUGUUGAACAAUUAAGAGAGGAGCACCAAGAAAUUGCAGGAGCCAAGAGACAAUUAGGAGAGGUGGGAUUAAACUGGGAUGAUUACAAGAAAAUGGGCUUUACUCAGUGUGUUAUUAAUGAAACGCUAAGGCUGGGCAAUGUAGUGAGGUUUCUCCACAGAAAAGCACUGAAAAAUGUUCGUUACAAUGGGUAUGACAUUCUACGCGGAUGGAAAGUGCUUCCAGUGAUUGCAGCCGUGCACUUGGAUCCUUCACUUUUUGACCAUCCUCAACACUUCAAUCCACGAAGAUGGCAGAGCAAUGCUAACGGAUCAACAUAUUUGGUAGAAUCAAAUCCCACGACAAACAGCAACAAUAUCUUCAUGCCAUUCGGAGGAGGACCACGGCUCUGUACAGGCUCAGAGCUAGCCAAACUGGAGAUGGCUGUAUUCAUCCACCAUUUAGUCCUCAACUUCGACUGGGACUUGCUCGAUCCAUCCGAUCACCCCUCGGCCUUCCCCUUCGUCGAUUUCCCUAAGGGCUUACGAAUCAGAGUCCGACGACGCGACACUGUAAAUAUCCUGCACAAAGAUUGAAUUUGAUGUGUAUAUAGAAUACAACAUGCUCAGCCAUGUCAAGUAGCUCAUGAGUAAGGACAUGGCAAAUUUAAUUAUACGAUAGAGACGCAUGCAUUCAUGUAUAAAGUUGUAUAUUUGUAUGUACUUGAAUAACGAAGUUUUGUUGA